AACGCACACUACUAGCUCUUAAAAAGAUGUCAAGGAGCUGUAGUAAUAUUAGUAUAAUAGAGCCGUUAAUAGUGGGAAGAGUAGUAGGAGAUGUGGUUGAUAAUUUCGUUCCAAAUGUGAAAAUGAAUGUUAUUUACAAUUCCUCUAAACAAGUCGCCAAUGGCCACGAGCUUCUCCCUUCUCUUAUUUCCUUUAAACCUCGCGUUGAAGUUGCCGGCGACGACAUGAGAUCAGCUUUCACUUUGAUUAUGGUCGACCCAGAUGCUCCAAGCCCAAGUGAUCCUUAUCUUAGGGAAUACCUUCACUGGAUGGUCACGGACAUCCCUGGUACCACUGAUGCUUCUUUUGGGAAGGAGAUAAUGAGUUACGAGAGUCCAAAGCCACAUAUUGGGAUUCAUCGCUAUGUGUUUGUGUUGUUCAAGCAACGAGGAAGACAGACUGUGAGAUUAUCCUCCUCCUCCUCCUCGUCUUCAAGAGCCAAUUUUAAUACUAGACACUUCUCUGAAGCCAAUGGCCUGGGCCUCCCCGUUGCCGCUGUUUAUUUCAAUGCUCAAAGAGAAACCGCCGCUAGAAGAAAAUGAACAACUAACAAUAUAAUUAAAGACCUGAGGAUGGGUUUUCUUUUCUUUUCUUUUUCUUUUUUUUGGGGGGGUCUCUCUCUCUCUCUCUCUCUCUCUGUCUUCAUCUCCAUUUACCUCUAGUACUUGAGCUUUCUGGUCUUCAAGGGGUUUUUAUUUCUAUUGCAAAUAAAGUAUCCAUCUCUUUGG
Cucumis sativus (cucumber) is the source of this 767-nucleotide messenger RNA. RefSeq names its product CEN-like protein 1-like (gene CSTFL1LC2). Gene Ontology annotation, biological process: vegetative to reproductive phase transition of meristem; flower development. Lineage: Eukaryota; Viridiplantae; Streptophyta; Magnoliopsida; Cucurbitales; Cucurbitaceae. The record is from RefSeq and is marked provisional.